Molecule: messenger RNA, 182 nt
Organism: Dentiscutata erythropus
Lineage: Eukaryota; Fungi; Glomeromycota; Glomeromycetes; Diversisporales; Gigasporaceae
Source: the annotation of a GenBank genome assembly
AAGGAUCAUUAUUUGCUCUGCUAAUUAUUGCACUUAGUAAUGAUCCUAAGUCUGACUAUUACAAACAGGGAACGACAUUAAUCUUGGAUAUUAUCUCUUUUCCUGUUUAUUGUGUUAUAACCGCUCAUGUAGCUAAGAAAAGUCCAUUUCUUUACUUUUUGGCUGACUUCUAUUCUUAUUAG